AUGGCGUCCAGCAAGAUGCUGCUCGCCGCGCUGUGCGUGGUGGCGCUGCUCGCGGUGCGGUCGGAGUCCCACGGCCUGGGGGACUUCCCGAACGGCGAGACGACGCCGCAGAUGCAGAACUUCUUCAAGCCGGAGGCCGAGGCGCUCCCGGAGUCCCUCGACGGCUCCUCCAUGCCCGCCGCCACCAUGGCCGUCAAGCCGGAGGCCACGGCGAUCCCGACCACCACCACCACCACGGCCACGACGGCGGACACCUCCGCCGCGACUGCAGGCACGGUGGCGAAGUCGUCAGCCACGCCGCGCAGGUCCGUGUCCGUGGCCGCCGGCGUGGCCUGCGGCGUGGCUGCCGUGGCCGUGGUCGGCAUCGCGGCCGCCGUGGCGUACGUGGUGCGCGGCAGGCGCGGCGCGCGGCGCGGCACGGCGGUGCAGCUGGGCUCCUCCCCGUGA
Molecule: messenger RNA, 447 nt
Organism: Miscanthus lutarioriparius
Lineage: Eukaryota; Viridiplantae; Streptophyta; Magnoliopsida; Poales; Poaceae
Source: the annotation of a GenBank genome assembly